This is a messenger RNA of Kluyveromyces marxianus DMKU3-1042, 150 nucleotides long. It is a transcript of the gene COA2, whose product is annotated as Coa2p. The coding region runs from base 1 to 150 and encodes 49 amino acids. Gene Ontology annotation, biological process: mitochondrial respiratory chain complex IV assembly. The transcript has a single exon. The record is from RefSeq and is a predicted model, not a curated record. NCBI's taxonomy places the organism in Eukaryota, Fungi, Ascomycota, Saccharomycetes, Saccharomycetales, Saccharomycetaceae.
AUGACAACUUUUUUAGUUGCGUUUUCCAGCGUUGCAUUAAGUUCAGCUUUACCUUGUCCUAGCCAUGCGUUAGACUCCGAUUCCCCAGUUGUUGAGCAGCAAGAUCCUCAACUGCAAAACAAAAAGAACGAGAAACUUUCAAAGCAAUAG